Messenger RNA from Candida albicans SC5314, 1806 nucleotides. RefSeq lists its product as uncharacterized. NCBI's taxonomy places the organism in Eukaryota, Fungi, Ascomycota, Pichiomycetes, Serinales, Debaryomycetaceae. Gene Ontology annotation, molecular function: phosphoprotein phosphatase activity. The record is from RefSeq and is a predicted model, not a curated record. The transcript has a single exon. Gene Ontology annotation, cellular component: cytoplasm. Bases 1 to 1806 code for a protein of 601 amino acids.
AUGUCUAGUAUAAAACAAUCACGACCAAGAUCAUUAUCCAAUGUACUAAUGAUGUUUAAUAAACAGUAUAAAAAAUUAAUGAUUUCACUUGUGGGAUUCAUUACUUUAACAUUUGUGAUUCAUAUUUUCAAUUCUUCUUCACCUACCAAAUCACCCGAUUUAUCAUUAUUUCAAGCUCAACAAUUACAAACUCCUGGAUUUCUUCCUACUAAUAAAAAAGCCGUACAAAUCAUUAGUGAUUUCACAGUAUUAAAAUGUAAUAUUUAUAGUAAAUGUAACGUCCCUAAAGGUUACAUUCAAUUAUUCCCAAGUUUAAAUUAUUAUCAUAAUUCGAAAAUUAAAACAGAUUAUUAUUUAAUUAUUAAAUUACUGUCAAUUGAUCAAACAACAAAAAUAAUUACUGAUGUUACUACCACUAACAAAAAUGAUAAUGAUAAUAGCGAUUCAUCAUCAUCAUCAUCAUAUGAAGAAAUUAUUAUUGAACCAGGGAAAUUAAGUUUAUAUAAAAAGACCCAAAUGGUUAAUGUUGAUCAACCAAUUGAUGAUAAAUUACCUAUACUACGAUCAAUAGAUGUAUUAUUUGGUAAUAAUGAUUUAAUUGAUUCUCGACCUCAUCAUAAAUCAUUACAUUUAUCUAAUAGUGAAUCAAUGCAUACAAUCUUAUCAUUAAAUAUGAUGACAUUAACUGAUCAAAAUGAUUUACAAGAAAUUCAUCAACAAACUAUUAAUUUAAGAAAUUCUCAAUUGAUUGAAACUAUGAAUAAUAAAUAUAAAAUUAUGCAAUUAUCUGAUUUACAUUUUGGUCAAGAUUUAGGUCGUUGUGAUGAUUCUAAUACUUCUAGUGGUGGUGGUGGUGACGGAGACAGAGACGGUGACGGUGAUGAGCAUGUUGAUGAGUUUAAAUGUUCAUCAGAUUUGAAAACUUUGAAAUUUAUUGAAAAAUCGAUUCAAGAAGAAAAUCCCGAUUUGAUUGUUAUUACGGGAGAUUUAAUUGAUAUUCAUCGAUCAAUUGAUUAUAAAUCAAUUUUAUUAAAAUCUUUACAACCUAUUUUGGCUCAUAAAAUAAAAUUUAUUUAUACAUUUGGUGAUGAAAUUAAAGAUCAAUUGACAAAAAUUUCUAUUAUACAAUUUUUAUCAACUUUACCAAAUUGUUUAAAUACUGUACCUCAAGAAGUUAUUGAAGAUAAUAAUAAUAAUAAUAAUAAUAAUAACAAAAUGCAUGGAAUCACAAAUUAUAAUUUUCAAAUCAAACAAAAAAGUAGUACCCCUUCUUCAAGUUCAUCAAUUUCUGUGACGGUCUUAGAUUCAGAAGAUCAUUUAAUUGAUGAUUCACAAAUGACUUAUUUAUAUCGAAUUAAUAAUGAAUUAUUAAAUGAUUAUAAAUUAUUAUUUUUCCAUUAUCCAUUACCUCAAUUUCGUCCAAAAGGGAAAUUUAAAAUUGUUGGAUCAUAUAAUGAAAAACAUGAAUUAGAUCGUAAAACAAAAUUAAAAUUUCAUGAUGAUAUAAUAAGUUGUGGUUAUAAUGUCAUAUCUGUUGGUCAUGAACAUGAAAAUGAUGCUUGUUUAUUAUCAUCGUCAUCGUCAUCGUCCAACUCCGAUAAAUCAAUUUGGUUAUGUUAUAAUAGUAUCACGGGUGAUUCAGGUAUAACUAAAUUAGAUAAACAAUACGUUAGAAAAUUACGAUUAUUUGAAAUUGAUUUUGAAAAAAAUCGAAUUUUAAGUUGGAAACGUAAAGAAAUUGAUAAUCAACCAUUUGAUUAUCAACUGAUAUAUGAAAAACCUCAAAAAAAGGAAAAAGAAAAGUAA